UGCCCGCCACGGACGGGGCGGUGGAGGCUGCAAAGUGCCAGUCCGAGGGAGGGCGGCGGAGCUGGUGGGUCGCUGCUAGGAUCGCUGCUGCAGGUGCGGGAGCGGCCCCGAGGUUGGGGUCAGGCAGGAGCGCAGGCGUUGCAACCCCGUCCCAGACCCACCCCCCAGUGGUGGCUGGCGGCGUCUGGAGGAUGUGAGCCGCGAGGGGCUGAGCUGCUGAAGCGGGCAGCCAUGGCCACUGCCUGGCGAUAACGGCAGCGCGCAACGCUCCGGAGCCUCCCGCCUCGCUCGGGUCCGCCCCGUCCCCCUUUUCCGGGGCGGGGGGGCGUGCGAGUGCCUGAGGGACACCCCCCCCCACGUUCCUCUCGCCUCCCCCACCCCACCGUCGCCGCCAUGUCCAGCUCCUCCUCGCAGACUCCUCCUCACCACCAGCCCCCCCAGAGGAUGCGUCGCGGCGCCGCUGGGUCCCCGACCGGCGGCAGCGCCGGAGCUUCGGUGGCCAGUAACGGGGCCGGAGGCGGCGGCGGCGGCAUAGGAAGCGGAGGAGGAAGCAGCGGCGUUGGCGUCGGCGGCGCCCCCGGUGGCAGCGCUGGGACUAGCCGGCUGCUCCAACCUAUCCGCGCCACCGUCCCCUACCAGCUCCUGAGGGGCAACCAGCACAGCCCGACUCGCUCGCCGGCCGCCUCCGCCUCGGUGGGGAGCAACACCGGCCCAGGGGGGCCUCGUGGCGGCAACGGUGGCAGCCCGCCCCCGCCGAGCCCUACCCCGCCGCUGAUCUUGCCGGCCGGUCCUGCAGCCGCGUCAGGAGCAGGCGGCGCGGCGGAGCCGGGGAGGGUGAAGGGGAGGCAGAGGCGUUCGCCCGACAGCAGCAACGGCAGGCGGAGAAGCAUCUCACCUGAGCGAAGGAGCCCCAGUUCGCCUAUAUAUAGAGUGGACAGACCAAAAGCCCAGCAAAUCAGGACAUCUAGCACCAUAAGACGAACUUCUUCUUUGGACACAAUAACGGGACCUUACCUCACAGGACAGUGGCCACGAGAUCCCCACAUACAUUACCCUUCAUGCAUGAAGGAUAAAUCUACUCAGACACCUAGCUGUUGGGCAGAAGAGGUAUUAGAAAAGAGAUCGCAUCAGCGUUCAGCUUCAUGGGGGAGCGCUGAUCAACUAAAAGAAAUUGCCAAAUUGAGGCAGCAGCUCCAGCGCAGUAAACAGAGUAGUCGUCACAAUAAAGAAAAAGAACGGCAGUCACCUCUCCAUGGUAACCAUAUAGCAAUCAAUCAGACUCAGGCUUCUAUCUCAAGAUCAGUCCCUAUGCCACUGUCAAACAUUUCAGUGCCAAAAUCAACUGUUUCACGUGUGCCCUGCAACGUAGAAGGAAUAAGUCCUGAAUUAGAAAAAGUAUUCAUCAAAGAGAACAGUGGAAAGGAAGAGGUGUCCAAGCCCUUGGAUAUUCCGGAUGGUCGAAGAGCACCUUUACCUGCUCACUAUCGGAGCAGCAGCACGCGCAGCAUUGAUACGCAAACCCCUUCUGUCCAGGAGCGCAGUAGUAGCUGCAGCAGUCAUUCUCCCUGCAUAUCUCCCUUUUGUCCUCCUGAAUCUCAGGAUGGGAGUCCUUGCUCCACAGAAGACAUGCUGUAUGACCGUGACAAAGACAGUGGGAGUAGCUCACCGUUGCCCAAGUAUGCCUCCUCUCCUAAACCCAACAACAGCUACAUGUUCAAACGAGAGCCCCCAGAGGGAUGUGAGCGAGUGAAGGUCUUUGAGGAAAUGUCGACUCGUCAGCCUGUCUCAGCCCCUCUCUUUUCAUGUCCUGACAAAAACAAGGUUAAUUUCAUCCCGACCGGAUCAGCUUUCUGUCCUGUAAAACUUUUGGGCCCUUUAUUACCUGCUUCUGACCUGACACUCAAGAGCUCUCCAAACUCUGGUCAAAGCACAGCUUUGAGUACUCUGACUGUUGAGCAGCUUUCAUCUCGGGUCUCUUUCUCUUCUUUGUCGGAUGACACCAGCACAAUGGACUCUCCAGAGGUCUUAGUACAACAGCCAUCCCAGCAGCCACCACAGCUUUUGCAAGAGCUACAGUCAGAAGAACACGCCCCUCCUCAAAGCUACAUGAUGAUCUAGAGCAAGGCAAAGUGUCCUCUCAAACUCAAUUGCAUGAGUGGCACCUUUUCCAGAACAAAACAAGGCUACUUAUCAGCAUCUUUCUAUAUUUCAGUGCUGUUCUUGGCAGGGACGGAAAUGCUCUUCUUCAGCAUUUUAGUGUGAGUGUCAGGGUGGGGUGGGAAAAGAAGAAUGCUUGCAGAAUCGGUGUAUCAUUACGCAUUUUAAGUGGAGACUAUGCAUUUCAUAGACUGUUUGACCAGAUUAGUACUGUGUUGUGUUCUGUUUCAAAUUCUACAGUAUAAAUAAGCUCUAUAUCAAACAAAGGUUGCCUGUCUAAAUAGAAAAUGUCUUGCUGUGUUGUGUUCUAUGGAAAUACUGUACUUCAGGAUUAUGUUUACAAUUUAUCCAGGUAUUUAUGUUUUGAACUUCUGUAAUACAUACAAUGCAAAAAAGAAAAAAAAAUGGCCACAACAGUUGCACAGUGCCCACCCUAUGGCCUAGCUUCAGGUACUUCUCUCGAAGUCUAAACUCAGGUAACUUGGAAUGUAUAUCAUAUUGGAAUAUAAAAUAUUUUACAGCUAAAAAGCUAAAGAGGAAACAUCACUCAUUUGUUCUUAUAUUGGAAGGUUCUGAAUCAAACGUGUUUAAAGCUAAUGCUUUGCUAUGGGAACAUCACUCUUCUGCCUUUCCUUAUUUUAUGCAUUAAACUUUCCUCAUUACAUUCCACUUUCUUGGAAAAAGUGCAUUCUGUUCCAGGGGAAUAACAACCCUGGACAUGGGUGAACAUGAGGAGAACCAGCAAAUCUGUGAUGUAUGACAUCACAUUGUCAUGUGGUUACAAGUAAAACAACUGUUGCAUCUAUUGUCAUUUCCGUGUGUAAAUUGUGGCAUUUAAAAGUUUCAGGUGUUGCACAGUAAAAUGACUGUUAAGCUGUUGUGAAUAAAGUGUUCAGUUCUAGGCUGUACAUAAGAAACAUUCCAUGGCGUGUGUGUGUGUGAGAGGAUCGAAGGCAAGAAUGUUUUCAUUUAAUUUCAGCAAAUUGUUCAGGUUUCAGAGGGGGUGGUGGGAAUUUCCUCUCCUGUUUGUGCUGGCAAGUUAAGAACGUGAAAUGCUACUGUUACCGGUUUAAGAGCCUAAUUAAUGUUUAGUUUCUCUUUUGGAGGAAAUGUUCAUUUGUGUGCUGGUUGGGGGGAGAAAUUCUUGGAUUUUUGACAAGCAAUAAUCGGUGAAUUGUUUUAUUUGUACAGUGAGUAUUUUUCACUUGGACUAUGGAAAAAAUUUGAGGUCCUCUCAUAGGCAUACAAAACCUAUGAGGUUUUGUUUAAAAAAAAAAAAAAAUAGGAGGAGGAAAAGGGCGGGGGGAAGCAAUAGUUUUUAAGUUGUGUUAACUAAUCACAGCCUUUAAUAAUACCCUCUGUUUUAGAUCAUUACCAGGUAAAUUUCUUGCAGUUUGAAGGUGGGUGGAUGAUGCUGGUGCUUGUUAGUUGUACAUACCUUCAGAGAUGCUGCAUAGCCUGGAAGCAUCUAGCAGCAUUGCCUUGCCACCUAGAACUGCAAGAGCACUGCAUUCAGAGAUCGUGUCCUGCAGUACAAAGUGGAUCCAAAGGCAUAAGGAGCUUAAUAUUCUUGGGUCUUUGCUUUCCGUUAAGUGGAAGUAGCUUUAUGCAAGUCUGUGCCUAAGAAAAGCUUGUUUUCCCCCUGUUCCAGGAACUCAAAAAAUCUUUUGCUGCAGCAGCAUUUACUUCACUCCUCUACUUUGCUUGUGAAAGAAUGGGGGGGGGGAGAAUAAAAAGGCCUCCGUACCGAAGAGGUAAAAAUAGGGAAAAUUAUAUAGCACAUGUGUGCCGUGGCAAGAUGAAGCCCACUUUCCUUCCUAUCAUCACCAAAGAGUUUGGUAAUACCCUGUCUGGAAGCGUAGACCUACAGCCUCUUGUUCAGUUGUUGUAUGACUGUAAGAACAGGCUAAUAAACGGGAAAGCUAGAGAUGUUUUUCACAGUAAAUCUUUUUUAAAUACAGCAACAGGCAUCUUUGACCUUGCUAAUCUCAGGCCUUGGCGAAAGCACUAUAUAGUUUGUACGUAAUAAUAUAAGGGGGAAAGCCUCAGUUCUUGUGACCUAAGUGCAAGUUCGUUGACUAUUUACAUUCAGUUUUAAUAUCACAGUACAUUUCCUUUCAUCCUCCAGUUGUUUCCAAAUAUUAAUACAUACUUGUGAUUGUUGAUGCUAGAGUUUGUGGGGAGCUCUAUCAACUGACUUUUAGAUCAAGAAUGAACUCUGGUGUACAAUAUUUACAGUGACAUUAUUUGUCCUGUUUUCCCAUGAGAAACUAAAGAUUAAUUGUCACACACAUUUGUUCUUAUAUUGGAAGGUUCUGAAUCAAAUGUGUUUAAAGCUAAUGCUUUGCUAUGUAAAUUUUCCAGCAGUUGUUGAUCUCUAAUAUAUCCUACAUCCAGCAGUAGAAAUUUGUCAAAUAUUGUUUCAAGAGUUUUGUACAUAGUUGUACUGUUGUUUCUAGCAACUGUGCUGAACAGUAUUCAAAUUACCACACAAUAUUGCUUUACACAAGGAAAUGUGUGGCUUUUGUUUUGUAUUUUUUUCAGUAUAGAAGUUCCUGUGUUUUAUUUAAAUAAAAUUAUUAGGAAAAACCCCACAACCUGCAA
This is a messenger RNA of Hemicordylus capensis (graceful crag lizard), 4761 nucleotides long. RefSeq names its product glucocorticoid induced 1 (gene GLCCI1). The record is from RefSeq and is a predicted model, not a curated record. NCBI's taxonomy places the organism in Eukaryota, Metazoa, Chordata, Lepidosauria, Squamata, Cordylidae. The transcript has 8 exons. The coding region runs from base 394 to 2118 and encodes 574 amino acids. Gene Ontology annotation, cellular component: cytoplasm.